AUGAGCUCCGGUGGACGUGAAAGGGAGGUCACUUCGCCUCUUGAUCAACAUAAACAACAACUAAACCCCAAAGAAGAAUUAACAUAUGGAAGAUCGAAAGGAGCGCUUCUGCCCCUGCUCAAUGUGGAUAAGAUUGAUAAUGGGUUCUACUUACACAAAAUUAUUACAUCUUUAUUCUGUAUUUUUUUCGGAUCUUAUCCGAUGAAAGAAUUAAAUGAUUCAGCAUCCACAGUCGGACGGAUGUUUGCAAAACGGAAGACGGAAGUCAGAGUCCCACUGUCCAGGGACGUGAUAAAAAAAGUCAUGGGAACAAAAUAUGGAGAUCCAGGCUACAAUGUCGGUCAUUUGAUUGACUACAAGUGUGGCGGAACCAAUUGGCAUCUCGAUAACUUUAUAGUGCAAAACACAAUUAUGAACAGUGCGGAAGGAACCAAAAGCGCCAUAGAUAACAGACUCGAGAAACAGCUGAAGUCUGAGCACAGCGAUCCGGUCUGCGAAGUUAUUAAUAUUUGCCUUUCAAAAGUCAAAGACUCUGCCAAAGAAAAAAUCAAAAAAACGAUCCCACCGGCAUUUCUUCUGAGGUUAGAACACUUCGACCCUCCUCUGCUAUUGAAAGACGGGACAAAGGCAGAGUGGAUGGCCGCCAUAAUUCAUAAUCCGGAUCCAAAAGAAAUGAAAAGUUUGCCCUUCCAUCCAGGAAGAAAGCAAUCUGAACUUUAUGAAUACGAUUUUGGGGCAAAGAAUGGGGACGAAGCCCAGCUUCUCACGGAAUUAGCCAAACUUCUUGAUCACGAUAAAAAGCCUGAGGGAAACAACUCGAUCAAACAACUUGAAGGGAACGAAUAUCACAAGGAAUUAGAAAACCUCAUCAUGAUGAUCAUCAAGGAACUCCAUAAACCAGUCGCAGAUGAAAAGCUUGCAGUCGCUGGUGGAAAGCUCGUGUUUUUGAAGUUUCAGCAAAGCCAAAGCAAAAACCCUGAAUUGCCCGACGGUAUGAAGGAGCCGGAAGGAAAGGCCGUACUCAAAGCGCUCUUUCAAGCUGAAGAGCCACCAGCCGUUCUCCAUAUCUACACUUCAAACUCGAAAUGCUUCACGGCUGAUCCAGAGCGAGAGAUCAAGAUCAAGAAAAUUUUCGCAGGAAAGGCUCCCGAUUAUGCCAACAAAAAAUUUGAUGACUCGAUACUCAAAUACGAAAAAUGGGGAUCGAUUGCUUCAAUGGGUCAGAGGGCCCAGAGAGGAUAUGACAGCGGUAACGGUACAGUAGAAAGCACGAAAAAUGCCGACGAUGAAGCAUGGUCUCCAUCAGACGAUGAAGCAUUGCUCCCACCGGAUCUGAGCUUUUCGGAUGAUGACGUUGAUUUUGACGAAAUUGAAAAUCAAGCUGACGAUCAGCCCACGGAAGAAGAUAAAGUUGGCCUGUGGAGGAGGAUGAAACUCGUUUACCACGAAUUUUCGGAGGUUUAUAUGCCCGAAGCACCGGAUGUGGCAUCGUCGGAUGUGGCAUGGUCGGAUGUGGCAUGGUCGGAUGUGGCAUGGUCGGAUGUGGCAUGGUCGGAUGUGCCAUGGUGGGCUAUCCCC
Mesorhabditis belari is the source of this 1578-nucleotide messenger RNA. The record is from the annotation of a GenBank genome assembly. NCBI's taxonomy places the organism in Eukaryota, Metazoa, Nematoda, Chromadorea, Rhabditida, Rhabditidae.